Molecule: messenger RNA, 582 nt
Organism: Columba livia (rock pigeon)
Lineage: Eukaryota; Metazoa; Chordata; Aves; Columbiformes; Columbidae
Product: olfactory receptor 14J1-like
Exons: 2
Biological process (GO): G protein-coupled receptor signaling pathway
Cellular component (GO): membrane
Molecular function (GO): olfactory receptor activity; odorant binding
Source: RefSeq, a predicted model, not a curated record
CUGCACUACGGGACCCUCCUGGGCAGCAGAGCUUGUGUCCACAUGGCAGCAGCUGCCUGGGCCACUGGGUUUCUCUAUUCUCUGCUGCACACGGCCAAUACAUUUUCACUGCCCCUGUGCAAGGGCAAUGCCCUGGGUCAGUUCUUCUGUGAAAUCCCCCAGAUCCUCAAGCUCUCCUGCUCACACUCCCACCUCAGGGAACUUGGGCUCCUUGUGGUCAGUGCCUGUUUAUUUUUUACGUGUUUCAUUUUCAUUGUGGUGUCCUAUGUGCAGAUCUUGAGGGCCGUGCUGAGGAUCCCCUCUGAGCAGGGACGGCACAAAGCCUUUUCCACCUGCCUCCCUCACCUGGCCGUGGUCUCCCUGUUCCUCAGCACUGUCAUGUUUGCCCACCUGAAGCCCCCCUCCAUCUCCUCCCCAUCCCUGGACCUGGUGGUGUCUGUUCUGUACUCGGUGGUGCCUCCAGCCCUGCUGGACUCCCUGGCCAUCAGGUUGGUUUCUUCCUGGGCUCUGAGGACACUGCCCCUGAACAAGGACUCACAGCCUGUUUGUUCUCCAGGACAGCCAAAGCAGAUCCUCCAGUAA